CAAAUUCUUGUUUUUCCGAGGCUCGUGAAGCACUCCCAGUCACGUGAAACAACCCGGAAGUGGCAGGAAAGUGGAAAGAAGAAGAAAGGAUGACGACUGCAGCCCUGACUGCGGGCCUGGAGCGGAUCCCGGACCAGCUCGGCUAUCUGGUCAUCAGCGAGGACGGCGUUCUGGCCUCUUCAGGUGAGCUGGAAAACGACGAGCACACAGCUGGCGUGAUGAUGCAGAUGGUUCGCACGGCUGCUCGCUUGAGGUUGGCGGGAUCGGCCGACGUGCCCUUCAAACGCAUGUCAGUCAUCUUGGAGGAUUUUGUUUUCACAGUGACCGCUUCGGGUCAGAAGGUUUUUGUGGUCAAACGGCAGAACAACCAGCAGGAACCAAUCAGCGUUUAGAAAGGCAAACCCAAAGUGAGGUCACGUAUUUGUAGGACACAUUUCAAUAAAAUGUUGAAACUU
Molecule: messenger RNA, 455 nt
Organism: Phycodurus eques (leafy seadragon)
Lineage: Eukaryota; Metazoa; Chordata; Actinopteri; Syngnathiformes; Syngnathidae
Gene: lamtor4
Product: late endosomal/lysosomal adaptor, MAPK and MTOR activator 4
Exons: 4
Coding region: 90-392 (100 amino acids)
Biological process (GO): positive regulation of TOR signaling; cellular response to amino acid stimulus
Cellular component (GO): lysosome; Ragulator complex
Molecular function (GO): guanyl-nucleotide exchange factor activity
Source: RefSeq, a predicted model, not a curated record